UUCAAAAUGUUGUCCACCGUUUCAUUUCUAUUACUAAUAGUCAUCUUGCUGCUGGAAAUCAUAUCCCCUACUUCAGCAAUCGUUGGAGGAUAUCUAGAGGAAAUCGAAACUACGCCAUGGAUGGUGUCAAUUUCAGUGAAGAACGUUGGUCUCGUUUGUGGUGGUGUGAUUGUUUCACCUCGUUUGAUCCUCACAGCAGCAUAUUGCGUUUUCCGCCAAAGCCCAAUGGAUCUCUCCAUCAGGGUGGGUUCGAAAUUUGCGGACAGAGACGGUUACACAUUGUAUCCAGAAAGCAUUAUCAUUCAUAACUACUUCGAUGCAUCUAGCAAGGAUAAUAACUUGGCGUUGUUGUGGAUGUCGACAGCGUUUCGGGAAACCAAUUCCGUGUCUCCCAUUAAGGUAAAAACGAACGCGGAUUAUGUGCCCGUUGGGACACAGUGUAUGAUAUCCGGCUAUGGUCGUACAGAUACAUCGAAUGCAGUAUCUUAUAGUGGUCUCAGAAGUGCGGUAAUUAAAACAAUGAACCGUGAAACAUGCACUCAGAGAUUGUACCCAUGGGUUAUCACAGACACGAUGAUUUGUGCCAGCGCAAAUGGAGAAGACGGGUGCGAUGGAGAUGCCGGGGGUCCAUUGAUUUGUGCUGGUAAACUUAGUGGAAUAAUGUCCUGGGGCAAAGGAUGCGGUCGUGAAGGAGGAAUUGGAAUUUACGCCGAUGUGGGUAGCGCAAGAAGGUGGCUGACUGAUCAUGGAGUACCAUAAGCAUGAGCCUGCGGACGCCUAUCGACGCCGAAACACGCAGAAUAAUAUCAUAUGGUUGUAUCGGUACAUAUAUUGAAGAUAGGGGUUAUGAAUGAGAUUUUGAGAAAGUCUACUUUUCAAGAUGUUACUAGAGAAUGAUUCGUAGUCAACGAUAUUAAGAAAAUUAUUUUGAGCUUUUUAGUGGAAUGUCUUGAAUGUUUGUUUGAUAAAAAAUUAAGAAAAAGAAUCAAUUCUGAUCAUAGAGCUAUUUUCCAUAAGACAAUCUUCUCUAUAUAAGGUACACUGGGGGAAGUGGAAAAGGAAAAAUCGAUAGUGCAUGUUUGAAUUAGUGUAAAACCAGUUUAAAUGAUCUAAAUGGAUUCAAUCAAAAUGACCUAUCAAAAACAGUCAAUUUUGCACCAACUGUGCGGUAAUUCAUA
Messenger RNA from Armigeres subalbatus, 1178 nucleotides. Its product is annotated as vitellin-degrading protease-like. Lineage: Eukaryota; Metazoa; Arthropoda; Insecta; Diptera; Culicidae. Gene Ontology annotation, biological process: proteolysis. The transcript has a single exon. Gene Ontology annotation, molecular function: serine-type endopeptidase activity. The coding region runs from base 7 to 759 and encodes 250 amino acids. The record is from RefSeq and is a predicted model, not a curated record.